AUGGCCUGCUCUGCGUCUGCUCCGCCGGGUCGUGCCGCAGCAGCAGCCCUUCUCCUGCUGGCCUCCAUCGUCUGCUGCUGCCGCUCGGCGCCGCCGGGUGCGCUCGUGACGCAUCUCCCCGGGUUCGACGGCGCCCAGCUGCCGUCGAAGCACUACGCCGGGUACGUGACGGUGAACGAGACUGUCGGGAGCAGGCUGUACUACUACCUGGUGGAGUCAGAGCGCGACCCGGCCCGGGACCCCGUCGUGCUCUGGCUCAACGGCGGCCCCGGCUGCUCCAGCUUGGACGGCUUCGUCUACGAGCACGGACCAUUCAACUUUGAGUCAGGAGGGUCAGCUGGAAGUCUGCCAAACCUUCAUCUCAACCCUUAUAGUUGGUCCAAGGUGUCUAGUGUAAUAUACUUGGACUCCCCUUCCGGUGUUGGGCUGUCAUACUCAAAGAAUGUUUCAUAUUAUGAAACUGGCGAUCUUAAGACAGCUUCUGAUUCGCAUACUUUUCUUCUCAAGUGGUUCCAGCUCUACCCGGAGUUCCUGAAAAAUCCAUUUUACAUAGCUGGAGAGUCUUACGCCGGAGUUUAUAUCCCUACCCUUGCAAAUGAAGUGGUCAAAGGAAUCCACAAAGGAGAUAAUCCAGUUAUAAACUUCAAGGGCUACAUGGUUGGGAAUGGUGUAUGUGACAGCGCCUUUGAUGGUAAUGCUCUUGUACCGUUUGCGCAUGGAAUGGGCCUAAUUUCAGAUGAUAUAUAUAAGCAAGCAAAUACUGCAUGUCAAGGAAACUACUGGAAUUAUUCUGACAGUGGAGAAUGCACCGAGGCAGUGUCGAAAGUCGAUACGGUAAUCAGCGGAUUAAAUAUUUAUGACAUUCUUGAGCCGUGCUACCAUGGCACAAAUACCAAGGAAGUUAACUCACAAAAUAACAGAAUGCCUCAAAGUUUUAAAGAUCUUGGUGUAACUAGCAGGCCCCUUCCGGUAAGAACAAGAAUGAUUGGACGGGCAUGGCCUUUGAGAGCUCCUGUAAGAGAUGGGCGCGUUCCAUCAUGGCAAGAGCUAGCCGCUGGCACUGGAUCAUCAGUUAUGUGUAUGAGUGAUGAAGUUGCAACAACAUGGCUAAACAAUGAUAGCGUCAGAUCUGCGAUUCAUGCAGAACCAGUCAGUUCAAUUGGACCUUGGAUCCUAUGCACAGAUAAAUUGAUAUAUCACCAUGAUGCUGGGAGUAUGAUCAUUCAUCACAAAAACCUUACAAGCCAGGGUUACCGUGCUCUCAUUUACAGUGGUGACCAUGAUAUGUGUGUACCUUACACUGGGAGCCUAGCAUGGACCACAUCUUUAGGCUAUGGAGUCAUUGAUUCGUGGCGAGCGUGGUUUGUUAAUGAACAAGUUUCUGGGUACACCCAAGGAUAUGAAAAUGGCCUCACUUUUGCUACUAUUAAGGGUUCUGGGCAUACAGUUCCUGAGUAUAAACCACAGGAAGCAUUUGCUUUCUACAGCCGUUGGCUUGCUGGUUCUAAACUGUGA
Molecule: messenger RNA, 1515 nt
Organism: Miscanthus lutarioriparius
Lineage: Eukaryota; Viridiplantae; Streptophyta; Magnoliopsida; Poales; Poaceae
Source: the annotation of a GenBank genome assembly